CCCGUCUUCUCAGUCCCCCUGUCUGUUCUCUAGUUGUUCGCUGCAGAUUUCUCGAUUAACUUGUUUUCAAGUUUUAACUAUAACUAGGGUUCUAGUUCCGAAUUCAUGUGGAAAUAAAAUCAGGGGGAAAAAAAAAAGAGAGAGGAAGAGAAAUGGCAUUUUGGAGGCGAGUCAGGCGAUCUCAAAUCGAUACCAAAUUGUGGAACCAAUUCUCAAGGUCCUACCUUCAGAUUCACAGUCCUAUUUCAGCCAAUCGUACCAAGAUUUCAGUUUUGCACUCUCCGAGCUCACCUGGCCACACACCUCAACUCGACUUGCCUACCAAUGUCAGAUGCUUCGCUGCUCCGGUUCAGUUCAUGAAAAAGAAGGAAGAGAAGCACGCCGACGGGCCGAGAUUGAAUGAGCAAGUCACCGCCGAUGUUAUUCGACUCGUCACUGACGAAGGCCACUCUGUUGUAUCAAGGUAUGAAGCACUAAAGCGUGCGAGGAGUUUGGAGCUUGAUUUGGUGGAGGUUCAACGAAAUGCCAAGCCUCCUGUGUGCAAACUUAUGGACUACUACAAAGAAAAAUAUAAACAAGAGUUAAAGGAAAAAGAACGCUCCAAACAAAGGUCUAAAGUUAGUUUACGCAACGGAGGCUGCAAAGAAGUUCGAUUUGCUGCUAAAAUUACACCCAAUGACUUACAAAUUAAAGCGGACAUGGCAAAGAGACUAAUGGAGAGCGGCUAUCGUGUCAAGUGUGUAGCUAUUGGUAAUGUGGAUAAGGGUGAGGACUCUGCAACAUUGUUUUCUCGAUUCUCUGCUUUGAUUGAAGAUAUAUCUGUUGUUGAAACUGAUACCCGAGUGGAGGAAAAGGAUCAGGCACAUGUUAUUAUGAGGCAUGUUAAGUAUGGUCCAUUAAAAAAAGGCUCAUUAAAGAGAGCAUCUAUGGACAAGAAAGCAGCAAGUGCUAGUGUUCAAGAGGUGGAAGGUGAUGAUGACGUUCUUUCUGAAGAAAGAGAUGAUGUUGAGCAAAAGGAAAUAUCUGGCUGGACAACAGCUAAUGCAGAUGAUGAUUUUGAUGAACUUUUUGACCUCAACGACAAUGCAGAUGGGGUUUCUAAGAGUUCAAGGAGUGAGAAAUUCUCAAUUGCACGUGAACCAUCGAGCUCAUCAGAAGGUGGUUCUUCACAUUAUCCACGACCUGGUGGGAGAGACACAUUGCAGUCAGGACCCCAGUUUCCUGAUAGGGUAAGGCAACCACCAUUGAAUAUGAAUGCAUCGCCCCAAAGAAGAAAAACUGAAGGUGUCAAUCAUGCGUAUCCUGCAUCUACAAACUCCAGGAACCACGGACAAAAUUUUGCUCCAAAUAAUCCUGAUCCCCAGGGCCCAAGUUAUGGUGUCUUCAGAGCUCGACAAGGCAAUGACGCUCAUGGGAAACAGAAUGCACCAGCAGAAGUUAAUAGAUACAAGCAGAGGAAUGCACCUGAUAGCAGGAGGAAUUCCAGCCCUCCAAGGGCGGCCGGGCAUCAGAAUGGACCCAUGUCUAACUUCAAAUUUGGCAGGGAGCAAGCUGUUAAUAGGGACGAGCAAGGUAGAUGGGGUGUAUUUAGUGGGGAAAGCACAAACGUUAUACCAAACAGGACUUUUGAUGGCCAAGCUAAGGUGCAAAGAUAAAAGCCUCGUGGAUCACUUGGUAUUUGAAACACUAGUAUUCGUAUUGAGAAUUCAUACAGCAAUGGUUUUUCCCUGAGAAGUCAUACAGGAAUAUAUUUAUUCAUCAGGCCUGGUUUCUGUUCAGCAGCUCUCGAGAAAUUUCCGGUUGUGUGCUGGAAAUUUGUUCAUCCUUCUCGCAAGGGAGAAAUAACACGUUCAUGUGUUUGCUCUGCAACAUUCCUCGUCUGAAAGGAAUGUAUUAGCAUUUUACUGACAGGUGAAGCAAGCAAUCAGAAGGUCCAUCUGGUCCCAAUUUCCUCUUU
Molecule: messenger RNA, 1957 nt
Organism: Coffea eugenioides
Lineage: Eukaryota; Viridiplantae; Streptophyta; Magnoliopsida; Gentianales; Rubiaceae
Product: translation initiation factor IF3-1, mitochondrial
Exons: 8
Coding region: 153-1655 (500 amino acids)
Biological process (GO): ribosome disassembly; translational initiation
Molecular function (GO): translation initiation factor activity; ribosome binding
Source: RefSeq, a predicted model, not a curated record